CACUUGAUACACUGCAUUUUGUCUCAGCAAGAGCUCAGCUCUUCUGCAGCUGUUGCACUUAUGUCGCUGUCCCUUGCUCCACUCUCCCUCGCUAAUUUGCGUUUUGAACACAAGUUAAGACUAGCUCAAAUGUCAGUAGCUACUUUGCUGGCUGGGGCCGCGAAUUCUUGCGCUGCUGACUCGUUGACCGGCUCGGCGACGCUGCUCAGACGUCAGCUGAAGCCAGCCGUCACGUAAGGUUUACGAGUCAGCAUCCGUUUCUAUCAGCUUUGCUUCAAAGUUUGUCUUCUCGGUCGCCCGCGUCAUUGCCAUCCAACAUGGCUCUGCAACACUACCGGCAACAACCAACACAGUUCAUCCACAGGAUUCAACCUCUCACUCUUGGGAACGGUUUCAGGAGCUCUUUGGGAUGGCUGGCUGACAGGCACUACACCUCCGACAUAGUGCUCAGCAACAACGGCUGGCUGACUGCCACUACACCUCCAACAUUGUGCCCAGCAACGGCGCAACCAUGUAACACAGCCAACAAGCAGGCAGUGGAGCGCAACUAAGGAUCCGGCAUGGGCAGCAGCUGGUCCAUCCAGCACUAGGGGUGGAGGCGUGCAUGAUGGUGCCAAGGACGGAGUUUGGUCAUAGGAAGAUGUGGCGGCUGCGGUGGAGGUGGGCAUCAAGGUUGUCAGAUUGUACCCAGCAGACACGCAAGUGAUGGCGCUAGUCAUUGUUGCACGUUAGAGUUUGCACGCAUACAUACAAGGCAGACAUCAUACGAGGUUUGGUGUAGUGUUGCAUGGGCGUAUGGACUUGUCAACGAGGAGCAGGUGUGUGGCCGGUGUCAUAAAAGGAUAACGCAGUAUUGCGUGGUGUACAGUGUGGAUCCUAAGUGUGUUAGCAGCUCCCAAAACUUUCCCGCUCGGGUGCUGAACUUUCCCGUAAAAGGGCUUCACUUGCCCGUAAGAACUUCCCCGUAAGGACUUCCCCGUACAAACUCCUACUUUCUUCGAAAAGCAUACGGGGAAGAUUUUUCCGGGGAAGUACCCCCUGUUUUUCCGGGGAUUUCAACCCCCCCUUUUCCCAGAGUGUAUUAGAUAGGUGGCGUGUGUACUGGGCGGCGGCGUGUGUACUAUGUGUACGGCACAUGCUCACCAUCCUUGCGGCCGUAGUGGUGGAAGAUGACCUGCAAUGUGGUCACGUGUGUACGGCGGGGCGAACCAUCCAUACAUCAGGAAGUAAGGAGCGAACAGCAUGUGUGAGUCCAUCUGGCACGCAGCAGGCGGACAUGAUGGUAGGUUAUACAGCGCGCGUUAGAGCAACGAUACGGUAUGCGCGCUCGUGGAUGCAUGCAUACACGGCUGGGAAGUGACAUUUUCGUUGUUGUUGUUGUUGUGACAUGAAACGCGCGAUGCGGACGGGGGGGGGUAGCCUUGCAUGUGAAGAACGGUGAUUAUAAAGCACACGUUUGAAGUGAAGGAGCAGGGCUCAAGCUGGUCACGUACGCACGCACGGGGGCACAUUUGUAAGAUCUCCAUAUAUGCAUGGUAAUAAUGUUGCUGUUGAAUUUGGCAUUGUGCUAAUUGUGCGUGGGACGGGAGUGCCCGGCGGGUGUUGUGCUGCGUUAUCCUGACAGUAAAAGGUAGGACUAGCUAGCAGAUGACAGACCAUCGUUUCCACAGCACCGCGCGCACUACACGGGGUUAGUUGCGUUGAACAAUCGGCCGUGCAUGCAUGCACGCAAGCGGUUACGUGUAACCCUUUGUGUCCGCCAGGGAAAAGCUUGAUCUUGAUGCUAUACACUGGUCGUGGUCGUGCAGCGGCGGCAAUAGUUUUCCGCGGCGGUGGCAGGGACCCCACCCACCUGUUGAACGUCGCCAUGCACGCACGCGCUGUUUAUUUGGAUCGGCAUGCCCUCCUCCCCGCGCACCCUACCCCAACCACGCAACCCUCCAACCUUACUUGUAAGAGGUACUUUUGCCCUCCGUACAUAGCGGCUCCAUGGUAGCGCGACAGGUUGGGGCCGCGGCCAGCAGAGCUGUUCAAGUGCAGGCGCCUGCAUGUGCGUGCGUGCAGUGCGUGGAAGAUACGAUGCAGUAAUGUGAAAGGUAGGCACUGAAGAAGCACAAGACGUGUGCCCUGCUUUGGCUUGCGUAUUGGAGACGAGAAAUACUGUAAGUACAUAAAUGG
Molecule: messenger RNA, 2178 nt
Organism: Chlamydomonas reinhardtii
Lineage: Eukaryota; Viridiplantae; Chlorophyta; Chlorophyceae; Chlamydomonadales; Chlamydomonadaceae
Exons: 6
Coding region: 318-551 (77 amino acids)
Source: RefSeq, a predicted model, not a curated record